GGGAACUUUCCUUUGAGUAUAGUGUAACCGAUAAAGAUGGAUCUCCUUCAUAGUAAUGGUGUGCUUAUAAUUCAGCAUUUACAGAAGGAUUACAGGUCUUACCAUGACUUUCUAAAUUUGAUGUCACAAGUAGGAGAUCCCCGGAAUAUAUUUUUAAUUUAUUUUCCUCUUUGGUUCCAACUUAACCAAGUGGUUGGUACUAAAAUGAUAUGGGUGGCAGUCAUUGGAGAUUGGUUCAACCUCAUAUUUAAAUGGAUUUUAUUUGGCCAUCGUCCAUAUUGGUGGGUCCAAGAAACAAUGAUCUAUCCCAAUCAAUCGAGCCCAUGUCUUGAACAAUUUCCUAUAACAUGUGAAACUGGGCCAGGAAGCCCAUCUGGCCACGCCAUGGGAUCUUCUUGUGUCUGGUAUGUAAUGGUAACAGCAGCACUUAGCUACACAGUGAGGUGGAAAGAUGAAUCCGCAAUUACACUGCACAGACUUACCUGGUCAUUCCUCUGGAGUGUGUUUUGGAUUAUUCAGAUCAGUGUGUGUGUCUCUAGAGUAUUCAUAGCAACACAUUUCCCACAUCAAGUUAUUCUUGGAGUAAUUGGUGGAAUGCUUGUUGCUGAAGCAUUUGAACAUACCCCUGCUAUCCAGACAGCGAGUUUGAGAACGUACAUCAAGACAAAUUUGUUUCUCUUCAUCUUUGCUCUUGGCUUUUACCUGCUUCUCAAACUUAUUGAUGUUGAUCUUCUAUGGUCCGUUCCAAAGGCAAAGAAAUGGUGUGCCAAUCCAGACUGGAUAAACAUUGACACAACUCCAUUUGCUGGACUGGUGAGAAAUUUAGGUGCACUCUUUGGGUUAGGUCUUGGUAUUAAUUCCGAAAUGUUCAUCAUGAGCUGUAAAGGUACAAAUGGAUAUAAGACGAGUUUCAGACUACUGUGCAUAGCUGCUUCUUUAGUUACCUUGCAGCUGUUUGAUUUUAUCAAGUUACCCACACAUACCGAGUAUUUGUUUUAUGUUCUUUCUUUUUGUAAAAGUGCAGCCAUACCUCUUACUGUAGUUGCCUUGAUUCCAUACUGCAUACACUUGUUAAUGAGGCCAACUGAAAAGAAGUUAAAUUAGAUGAACUUUCAAAAUAGUCUGAAAAAAUGUGGACGCAUUUAGAUACAAGUGGUGUGCUGUGACUCCAUUCUGAACAGUGGUGUGUGUCACUGUGUGUUUGAUGUGCUCCCGGUAAGUCCCAUGCCCAAAGGCAGUACAUCCAGGAAUGACACUGUCAUGUCACAACCACUGAUUGGCUUGCAUUUUGACUUCAUUCCCAGAAGUGCUGCAAGGAUUGACAAUGCAGCAUGGCUGCCUAACACCACUGCGGUAUGCACAUGUUUUGAUGCGUGUUGGGAUUAGCCACAGCUUGUAGAUUUUCUAGUUCUUGUACACUUUCAAUUGGAUGGUGCUUCAUCUCCCAUAUCAUCAUUCCACUUUCCAUUUUAUAUAUAUAAAUGCUGCAUGUUAAUCUGCUGGAAAAUUAGGAGUGAUAAAAUCACACUCACUCAACUACAUGAAUACAGCCAUGUAGUGUGGUGAAGUUCUGCAUAGUUUGCCAAACUUUAGAUUUAACUUAGUGUUUUCUGAGUGAAGCAUCUUCUGACUGAGUCAGGAAAGAAGAAGAAAAUAUUUUUAAAAAGAUUAGUCUGAAAUAAUGUAAUUUCAGUCCACUUGAUUCUAUUUCUAGGGCUAUUGACAGAGCAGAUAACUUUGUAUUGAUACGUUGCUUUUUGUAUUUUUCUUUCAAAAAUAGCUAAAUGCAAAAUCUUGAAAUGAAAAGGCAAUAAAUUCUAUUUACUAAAACUACUA
Molecule: messenger RNA, 1836 nt
Organism: Terrapene triunguis (Three-toed box turtle)
Lineage: Eukaryota; Metazoa; Chordata; Testudines; Emydidae
Gene: G6PC2
Product: glucose-6-phosphatase catalytic subunit 2
Exons: 5
Coding region: 37-1104 (355 amino acids)
Biological process (GO): glucose 6-phosphate metabolic process; gluconeogenesis
Cellular component (GO): membrane
Molecular function (GO): glucose-6-phosphatase activity
Source: RefSeq, a predicted model, not a curated record